UUUGGUGAAACUUAUUUUGAUUUCAUUUUAUAUUCAGUUGAACAAGAAAUGCUCUGUAUCCCCUGGACAAUUUACGCUGAAGCAUGCUCAAAAGAUGGAGAAAAGAUUGAAAAAUCAGCGCCUUCGUCAGAGUUUAUUUACUUCCAAAAGGCGACGACUGAAACUCAAGUCUUUGAGGGCAAUGAAAAACUCCACACAGUCUGUAUUAGAAGGUGAUACAUACCAGUCCAAGAUUGGCAUUGAAGAAGAUUUAGAUCUUGAGGACAUUGAUCUCACUCCAGUAUCUUUUCCAAAGGAUGGUAGUGAAAUUAUUUUUGACUUGGAAACUACUGGUCUGGCUCGGACAUCUGAUAUUAUUCAGAUAGCAGCAGCCUCUGGAGACGAGGAAUUCAGUAUAUAUAUGACCCCAACGACAGAAAUUAGUAUUGGAGCUUCUGAGGCCACAGGUUUAACUUAUGUUGGAGGUGUCCUGAAACACAGAGGCCAGGCCGUGAGUUGUGUUACUCCCCAGGAAGGACUUUCCCAGUUUCUGAAUUUCAUCAAGAAGUUUUCAAAGCCAAUUCUGGUGGGACAUAACAUUCAGAGUUUUGAUUUGCCAGUCUUAAUAAACCAACUUUCUAGAUAUAAAUUAUAUACAGAUUUCCAGAAAACAGUGUUUGGAUUCAUUGACACAUUAAAGGUAGCAAAGAGAACAUGGAAAAGGCCUGAAGUUGAGAACUACAAGCAAGAAACAUUGGUCAGAACUUUUCUGGACUUGAAAUAUGAUGCUCAUAAUGCUUUGGCCGAUGUACAAUCCCUGCAAAGAUUGUAUAAGAAGAUGAUGGCAAACUGUCUUCUUUCAAGUGAUCUAUUUACUCUUAAUUACUAUGCAUGUAAGCAAUCACUUGACCCUUUAGUGAAAGACAAAGUAAUUUCAAGCCAAACAAUGAAGAAACUUCUUCAGUGUUCACUCAGUUUGCCCAAACUUAGAAGUAUUCAUAAGCGUGAUACUUUUAAUGGAAUUAGAAAUGUGUUUGUGGAGCAAUGUGAAGGGACAAAGGUCCCUAGAAUCUCCAAGUCUAAGGCAGUUAUUGACAAACUCAUUACAUAUCUGAAUACAUAA
This is a messenger RNA of Saccostrea cuccullata (small rock oyster), 1102 nucleotides long. RefSeq names its product protein PML-like. The transcript has 3 exons. Gene Ontology annotation, molecular function: nucleic acid binding; 3'-5'-DNA exonuclease activity. Gene Ontology annotation, cellular component: cytoplasm. Lineage: Eukaryota; Metazoa; Mollusca; Bivalvia; Ostreida; Ostreidae. Gene Ontology annotation, biological process: DNA catabolic process. The record is from RefSeq and is a predicted model, not a curated record. The coding region runs from base 95 to 1102 and encodes 335 amino acids.